AGGGCUGUGACCGAGUCGCGGCGCCCUGGCCGGGCAGGGAUCCGGGGCGCCCCUGCGGCUGGGGCGGCCCCCGGGCCUCCAGCACGGGGCCCAGGGCAGGGCGGCCGGCGGGCGGGGCGGGGCGGUGCCUCCCGCUGCCCGUCCUGCCUCCACCCCUCCCGGGCGCCGAGUCCCUUCCGAGUCCGAAUCCGCGCCGCCUUUUCCCGCGGCCCGCACGGGGCCCAGCUGACGGGCCGCGUUGUUUACGGGCCGAGCAGCGCCUGCUCCCGCCGCCCGCCCGCCGCCCGCGCGUCUGUGUGUCCGCGCGUCCGUUUGUCCGGGCGGCCCCAUAUCGGGGCCCAGAGCCAGGAGGCCGGGGCUGCAGCGCGGCGCCCCGAGCCCGGAGAUCGCGGGACGGGGCCCGGGCAAGGUGGUCCGCCCUCGGAGUCGCGCCGCCGGCUCGUCUCGGCCGAGGCCGCGCGCCGCCCCCCCGCCCCGGGGCUGUGCCCCGGGCCCUGCCGGGCGCCGAAGGGGAGGACGCGCGGCCCCCGGGGCCCCUCGGGCGGCAGCCCCGGAGCAUGUCCCCUGCUCGCCCGCGCCGCGUGCUCUGAUCGGCCGGGGCCCCGCGCUCCCGCAGCCAUGGGCGCCGGGGGCGUGCGGGGGGCGGUGGCCGCGCCGCUGCUGGUGGCCGUGGCCGUGCUGCUGGUGGGCGCCGCGGGCCACCUGUACCCCGGAGAGGUGUGUCCCGGCAUGGAUAUCCGGAACAACCUCACGAGGCUGCAUGAACUGGCCAACUGCUCGGUCAUCGAAGGGCAUCUCCAGAUACUGUUGAUGUUCAAAACGAGGCCUGAGGAUUUCCGAGACCUCAGUUUCCCCAAACUCAUCAUGAUCACCGAUUACCUGCUACUCUUCCGAGUCUAUGGGCUGGAGAGCUUGAAGGACCUGUUCCCUAACCUCACCGUCAUCCGGGGCUCGCGCCUCUUCUUCAACUACGCGUUGGUCAUCUUCGAGAUGGUUCACCUGAAGGAGCUUGGCCUCUACAACUUGAUGAACAUCACCCGGGGCUCCGUCCGCAUCGAGAAGAAUAAUGAGCUCUGCUACCUGGCUACCAUUGACUGGUCACGCAUCCUGGAUUCCGUGGAGGAUAAUUACAUCGUGCUGAACAAAGACGACAAUGAGGAGUGUGGGGACAUUUGCCCCGGCACCGCAAAGGGCAAGACCAACUGCCCUGCCACUGUCAUCAAUGGGCAAUUUGUCGAACGGUGUUGGACACACAGCCAUUGCCAGAAAGUUUGCCCGACUGUAUGCAAGUCACACGGCUGCACCGCCGAAGGCCUCUGCUGCCACAGCGAGUGUCUGGGCAACUGCUCCGAGCCCAAUGACCCCACCAGGUGCGUGGCCUGCCGUAACUUCUACCUGGAGGGCAGGUGCGUGGAGACCUGCCCACCCCCGUACUACCACUUCCAAGACUGGCGCUGCGUGAACUUCAGCUUCUGCCAGGACCUGCAUAACAAAUGCAAGAACUCCCGGGUGCCAGGUUGCCACCAGUACGUCAUCCACAAUGACAGGUGCAUCCCGGAGUGUCCCUCUGGAUACACGAUGAAUUCCAGCAACUUGAUGUGCACUCCAUGCCUGGGCCCCUGUCCCAAAGUCUGCCACCCCCUGGAAGGCGAGAAGACCAUUGACUCGGUGACAUCCGCCCAGGAGCUCCGAGGCUGUACCGUCGUCAACGGGAGCCUAAUCAUUAACAUUCGAGGGGGCAAUAACCUGGCAGCUGAGCUGGAGGCCAACCUCGGACUCAUUGAAGAAAUUUCAGGGUAUCUGAAAAUCCGCCGAUCCUAUGCCUUGGUGUCGCUUUCCUUCUUCCGGAAGUUAAGUCUGAUUCGAGGAGAGACCUUGGAAAUUGGGAAUUACUCUUUCUAUGCCUUGGACAACCAGAACUUAAGACAACUAUGGGACUGGAGCAAACACAACCUCACAAUCACUCAGGGGAAGCUCUUCUUCCACUAUAACCCCAAACUCUGCUUGUCAGAAAUUCACAAGAUGGAGGAAGUUUCAGGAACCAAAGGACGCCAGGAGAGGAACGACAUCGCCCUGAAGACCAAUGGGGACCAGGCGUCCUGUGAAAAUGAAUUACUUAAAUUUUCUUCCAUCCGAACAUCUUCUGACAAGAUCUUGCUGAAAUGGGAGCCGUAUUGGCCCCCCGACUUCCGAGACCUCCUCGGAUUCAUGCUUUUCUACAAAGAGGCUCCUUAUCAGAACGUGACGGAGUUUGACGGGCAGGAUGCAUGUGGCUCCAACAGCUGGACGGUGGUGGACAUUGACCCGCCUCAGAGGUCCAAUGACCCCAAGUCUCAGAACCACCCUGGGUGGCUGAUGAGGGGUCUCAAGCCGUGGACGCAGUACGCCAUCUUUGUGAAGACCUUGGUCACCUUCUCCGACGAACGCCGUACCUACGGGGCCAAGAGCGACAUCAUCUAUGUCCAGACAGAUGCUACCAAUCCUUCUGUUCCCCUGGAUCCAAUUUCGGUUUCAAAUUCCUCGUCCCAGAUUAUUCUCAAGUGGAAGCCUCCCUCGGAUCCCAAUGGCAACAUCACACACUACCUGGUUUUCUGGGAGAGGCAGGCAGAAGACAGUGAGCUGUAUGAGCUGGAUUAUUGCCUCAAAGGGUUGAAGCUGCCCUCCCGGACGUGGUCCCCACCAUUUGAGUCUGAGGGGUCCCAGAAGCACAAUCAGAGUGAGUAUGAAGAGGCUGCCGGGGAAUGUUGCUCCUGCCCGAAGACGGACUCUCAGAUCCUCAAGGAGCUGGAGGAAUCCUCGUUCAGGAAGACCUUUGAGGAUUACCUGCACAAUGUGGUUUUCGUCCCCAGAAAAUCCUCUUCAGGCCCUGGUGCCGAGGACACUAGGCCGUCGCGGAAACGCAGGGCCCUUGGAGAUGUUGGGAAUGUGACAACAGUCGUGCCCACGGCCCCGGAGGAGCACAGGCCAUUUGAGAAAGUGGUGAACAAGGAGUCGCUGGUCAUCUCUGGGCUGCACCAUUUCACAGGCUACCGCAUCGAGCUGCAGGCUUGCAACCAGGACUCCCCUGAGGAGAGGUGCAGCGUGGCCGCCUACGUGAGCGCCAGGACCAUGCCUGAAGCCAAGGCAGAUGACAUUGUUGGCCCCGUGACCCACGAAAUUUUUGAGAACAACGUGGUUCACUUGAUGUGGCAGGAGCCGAAGGAGCCCAAUGGUCUGAUCGUGCUGUAUGAAGUGAGUUACCGACGAUACGGCGAUGAGGAGCUGCACCUCUGCGUGUCCCGGAGGCAUUUUGCUCUGGAGCGGGGCUGCAGGCUGCGAGGGCUGCCCCCAGGGAAUUACAGCGUGCGCAUCCGGGCCACCUCACUGGCGGGCAACGGCUCCUGGACAGAAGCCACUUAUUUCUAUGUGACCGACUAUUAUGUCCCAUCCAACAUUGCAAAAAUCAUCAUCGGUCCUCUCAUCUUUGUCUUUCUCUUCAGUGUUGUGAUCGGAAGCAUUUAUCUGUUCCUGAGGAAGAGGCAGCCAGACGGGCCACUGGGACCGCUGUAUGCAUCCUCGAACCCCGAGUACCUCAGUGCCAGUGAUGUGUUUCCGUGCUCUGUGUACGUGCCGGACGAGUGGGAGGUGCCCCGGGAGAAGAUCACCCUCCUCCGGGAGCUGGGGCAGGGCUCCUUCGGCAUGGUGUAUGAGGGCAACGCCCGGGACAUCGUCAAGGGCGAGGCGGAGACCCGUGUGGCCGUCAAGACUGUCAACGAGUCCGCCAGCCUGCGGGAGAGGAUCGAGUUUCUCAACGAGGCCUCGGUCAUGAAGGGCUUCACCUGCCACCACGUGGUCCGCCUCCUGGGGGUGGUGUCCAAGGGCCAGCCGACACUGGUGGUGAUGGAGCUGAUGGCUCACGGGGAUCUGAAGAGUUAUCUCCGUUCCCUGCGGCCGGAGGCUGAGAAUAACCCUGGCCGCCCCCCUCCUACCCUGCAAGAGAUGAUUCAGAUGGCGGCGGAGAUUGCCGACGGCAUGGCCUACCUGAACGCCAAGAAGUUUGUGCACCGGGACCUCGCCGCUCGGAACUGCAUGGUUGCCCACGAUUUCACCGUCAAAAUUGGAGACUUUGGAAUGACCAGGGACAUCUACGAAACGGAUUACUACCGGAAAGGGGGCAAGGGUCUGCUCCCCGUGCGGUGGAUGGCCCCGGAGUCCCUGAAGGAUGGGGUCUUUACCACUUCUUCUGACAUGUGGUCCUUCGGCGUGGUCCUUUGGGAAAUCACCAGCUUGGCAGAACAGCCUUACCAAGGCUUGUCUAAUGAACAGGUGUUGAAAUUUGUCAUGGAUGGAGGGUAUCUGGAUCAACCUGACAAUUGUCCAGAGAGAGUCACCGACCUGAUGCACAUGUGCUGGCAGUUCAAUCCCAAGAUGCGACCGACCUUCCUGGAGAUCGUGGACCUGCUCAAGGACGACCUGCACCCUAGUUUUCCAGAAGUUUCCUUCUUCCAUAGCGAGGAGAACAAGGCGCCCGAGAGCGAGGAGCUGGAGCUGGAGUUUGAGGACAUGGAGAGCGUCCCCCUGGAUCGGGCCUCACACUCGCAGAGGGAGGAGGCCGGGGGCCGGGACGGAGGGGCCUCCCUGGGUCUCAAGAGGAACUAUGAGGAGCACAUCCCCUACACCCACAUGAACGGGGGUAAGAAAAAUGGCCGGAUUCUGACUCUGCCGCGGUCCAGCCCUUCCUAACAGCCCCUGCCUCGGGGCGGGGUUCCAUGGUCCUGUUCGUCGGGUUGAAAGGUCUCCAGCAAACUCAGGAUCUUCCCGCGCAUCUGCCACCGUGUCAAACAGCCGAGGAGAGCGUGUCUGUCUACGUCUGUUCUGCUUACGACUUGCAGCACGUCUGUGGGAAUUGCCAGCGCGACGCGUCCGCAGAGAGCCGAGCUGUGAUCCCAGAGGGGAAGGAGUUCCUGGGCGGCUCUCCUUUCCGACGACUGCAGUUUCAAUCCAGGAUGUUAUUAUUAUUAUUUUUUUCCCUAGGAGAUGGGAAAAAAAAAAAAAACACCUGUUUUUACAAAGUUUUUUUUUUUUUGCUGGUGUCUGAGCUACAGCAUAAAGCAUAAAACUUGUUUGUGGAACAGAAGUUUGAAAGAAAACAAACUCCUGUUGCAGUAGAAUUCCAAGCUUUACGGAGUGGGCUUUGGGGAAGGUUUUUCUCAUCCAGGUGGAAGGAUUUUUUUUUGUUUUGGUUUGGUUUGGUUCUUCUUCUUCUUCUUCACAAAAUCAGUUCCUCAAAUUGACCAAUAGCUGCUGCUUUUGUACUUUUGAUAAGGAUCUGCAGUCCCGGUGUGUGGCUCACGUGUGUACGCGUGCGUGCGUCCAGGUUAGACACGGCCAGGGUGUGUGUGUGUGUGUGCGCGCGCGUGUGUGCGCAAGGCAUUCAUGCUGAGUUCACGCAUUGGGGAUCGGCCCGUUGGAGGGUCUGCGCCCCAGGGGCCUGGGAGCCCCUGAGCUGCGCCGCCUCCUUCCUUCUUUACCGGGAAGGCUGUGCCCUUGACAGAGUCUCAUGCCCCGUAGAAUCUCAGGAGUCUUCUCUCCCUUAACUUUGGUGAAAAAGUAUUUUCCAGGAACCGAGGGGGCAGUUUGGAGUGAGAGUGCAUCUCUCCAGACCAAACAAAGCCAAGACGUAAAAAAGAAAGAAAAAGGAAAAAGAAAAAAAAAAUCUAAAAUGAUAAAGAUGUUUGAGAAUAUAUUUGUGACAUACUUAAUUUAAAAAAAAAUCUGCAGCACCAGCCUCGUAAGUUAUUGACCAUUUCCGGGGGUUGGGGGGAGGGCUCGUGGGGAGGGUCUGCCUGUGUGGGGAGGUGGCCGGGGAGGCACCGGGGGCCGAUUUGCUUGGUCUUAAAGGCAUCCAUUUUUCUGGGAAUAAAGCCACGUGAGCUGCUAACCCUUCUGGACACGGUGAGGCCACGCUGAGGGUGUGGGCAGUUCGGCUCGACGGAUGGGUUGGUUUCUGCUCAAGUGAGCUGGCAGCCAACCCCCGCAGCUGUGUCCUGCCUGUGACCACACUUGUGGCCCUUGGAUCUUCUGGUUCUCUGUGUGUACCUCACGAGCUUCCUCAACUGGGUGUGCACGUCCUGCAGUUAACUGUGCAAACACAGCAAAAACCAGAUGCCGCAGUGCGACUGCACAGAUGGACUUUGAGAACACUAAGCAAUAUGAAGAGAGAUGCAUCUGUUGGCACCUCUGCCCUCAGGGCAUCCGACUGUCCUCAGAAUUGACCUCCCAGAAGCUGCUCUGUGCCCGGUGGCCUCAGCUGGGCCAGGUGCGGGGCCCAGGUGGGACUCUCAGGUGCUCACGAUGUUGCAGUACCUACGAAAGUACAGUGUGCAGGAGGAACUGCUAAGGGUCUUCACGCUCCUUAGGACUUCUGAACAGGGGUGAAUCCAGGUUUCUUCUCUUUGGGGAACGAACCCCAGCUGCUCAAAUAAAGAACAUGGUGAACUCAUUAUUUUGGUUCAUCAACAUGCUCAACCACGGGUUAUCCCUGAGUGCAUCCUCUCACGAGUUUUUGACGGCUUCCUUUCCUUCUCUUAAGAGUUGCUGGCUUAAGAAUGGGAUAGAGACACAAUGGCGACCUCCGAACCUUCUCAAUUCUAGAUUAAGAACACAGGUAGACACAAAUCCCAAUUGCCUAUUGCGAUCUUGCUUAUGUGAUUUGAGAGAUUACGGCAUGUGAACUAUUUCUGGGGAGCUUCAGUGAUUGGGCACAAGGAGUGAGCACAGAAAUUAUUUUCGCCAAAUUUAUUUUGUACAUAUAAGAGGGUCUGUAUGUCAAGUCAAGAAAAAACACGUAGAUCUAGGUAUUUUGUUCUUUUUCAUAGGAAAUUUGUAGUGGCUGUAUAUGACACUAGCAGGAACUUUCACAUUUUUCUAAUUUAGAAAGGUUUUUCUUAUAUUAGGGGAAAAUUAUUUAUUUUAAUAUAUAAAAAAUCACUGUAAAAAUCACUUUCGUAAAAAAUGGAGUGCGUGUAAAUUUUUAUCAAAAAAUAAAUAAACAGGUGAAUGUGGGGCAAUGAUUUUUUUUUUUCCAGCACAGACUACCUCAGGGUACCGUUAGAAUGUGGUUCGAUAACGGACACCUUGGAGACUUCAGAAUUCUGCCUGGAUCCAGUUUGAAUUGGGAAAUCCAGAUCGGCCGAUUCCGAAUGCCAGGGACCAGUAAGAAUUUUGAGGAAGGGCACUGGGAUCAAGGAUGGCCUUCAUAGGAGCAUAGAUCCUUUUUCUGGCUGAUAAUUUUUUUUUCUGAAUUUAAUCUUAAACAAAUAACAUCCUCUGUCCAUUGACAGCGUGCUCCCUAAACGUGAUCCGAGUUUCAGGGCGUCUGCUGUGUGGGGUGUUCAGGCCUGAACUAUCCCCCCUGGGUGAGGAGGGGGCACUCAUCACCUGCGCUUAUCUGCAAAGCCAGAAUCCCCAGUGUCCACUGCAUUCCCCCAAAGUGAGCACUAAGAUGCCCUGAAUUCUUCCUGCUUUAUUUCCACUCCUUUCAGGCUCAGAUGCUUUUCUGGUGGUAGAACAAGUCACACUCACAGGCAUCUUACACAAAAACACCCGAUGUAGUGUCUCCCAGUGGGAAGGGGUCACGUUGAAAAAAACCUCAAUCUCAAAUCCACUGGUGUGCUGAGUGUAUUUUUUAGCAACAAAGCCUUGGACUACUGUAUUGUGGUUUGGUUGAUUUAAAGCUGGUGCUGUUUGACUUGAUGGGGCUUUGAGAAGCCAUGUGCGAGUGGGCAGGGCUGUUGCCAUACCCACAGGACCUCACUGCCCUGGCCAUACUUUCAGGCAUGCCUCCGUAGACGCACCUUUGUCCGCUUGCCCUGGAGAGGUACGGUGGAGUGCUGCACCCACCCUGCAUAUUCGGGAUUUCAUGAACAUCAUUUUGCUGUCUCUGCUGCUACGGUAAUGAGAGUGAGGAGCCGUUGGGUCACAAGCCUCCUGUGGCAUCCAACAGUGUUGAUUCUAUAACAAUAGAACUUCAGCCCUGGAAAAUCAUGAUUGCCCUGGGGGGUUGCAGUGAUGGGUUCCCCCAGAAUGCAACAAAGCCAGCUCAGGUUGACGCUUUCUUGUCUGCUUUUAAACCUGUCUCACUAUUAUCAAAACCCUUCUCAUGAAUGUGGCAAAAUGCAUGGUCCUAGUCUCUUCUUCCGGGAGAAGAAUACCAAACAUGUUACUGUCUCCCUGGACGGGUGAUGUCCAACACACGUCUGGAAAUGUUCAUAUUCUGGGACCUGUCCGGGAUGUUUCCCAAAAUUUCAAGUUAGUAGGAAGAGAGAAAUGCUGCUGGUUCUCUUGGAUAGAACUGAGCGCAACUGAGGGAAAAUGAAAUGAUUUAAUGAUGUGCACAUACAAUCUUGUGAUCAUCAGAGAUUGCUGCCAACCGAUGGGCAGAUCUUCCACUGUCUUCCACCAGAGCCGACAGUCCGCCACAAAAUGUGUUUGUUGGGUCGGGAAGUAUUUCUCUGUAGCUGCUAUAACAUAGGUCAAUGGGCAGGAACCCCAUUAGAGCAUGGCCCGUGCUAGGCUGUUCAGGUCAGUGAUUGGAUGUGCUGUCAUCCCAACAAUAGUCAUUUUUCUACUUUGUGGUGAGUAGAAGUUAAGGGUUGAAUGUCUUUUGGAUGCCACUUGGCAAGUCCUUGACACCUCAGGCUAUUCAGAAAUUCUGUUGCUGGCGGGGAAUGGGGAAAUGCUGAUGCGUGUAGAAUGGAGUCCCUUCAGAAAGGCUUGCAGACCAUUCUUCAGAAUAUGGAUUUACACCAGAGGUGACGUUGGGAAUGGAAAGAACAGAGCAGCGUUUGUUCUUUCAAAUGCAUGGAAGAAUGCAGUUGACAUACAGGGGUUACAACUGAAGGUGAAUAUUUCCUGAGGGGUCCCCCAGAAACAGGAAAAAUGACUUUCUGAGUUCAUUGUCACCUUGGCAAUUGAUCAAGGUCCAGAACCAGCCAUCAGCCAAUUUUAGGGCCACCAGCCCCCAGAAGUCCUGUUAGAAGCCAGAUGGUAGAUCUGGGGUUCAUGGUCCUAUCUGAGAAGGAAGGAACAGCCCCCAAAGGAGUGUGCAUCCAUGCACAUGUUCAGAAAUGGCCUGCUUAGUCUUUCUACUUUGUGUGCCUCGGGGGGAGUCCUGGUCUUGCCUGUCAGCAGCAGAUAACCUCCCAUCCUCCAUCAGCCGCACAGGAUCAAAUGACUCUCCGUGUGUGCAGAAAACAACUUGGAAAUGCAAAAGCCACCAAAAGCUUGAUGAUUUUUUCAAUGUUUUCCUACCAGAGUCAAGUAGCACCAUGUACAGAAUAUGCCUUUUUUUUGGAGGGGGGAGGAAUAUCAAAACUGCUCUGCAUGUAAAAUAUGGGAUAAUUAACUGUUUAUAUGAAAAAUUCUGAAUAAAUUAUCUGAGAAUA
This is a messenger RNA of Manis pentadactyla (Chinese pangolin), 9425 nucleotides long. RefSeq names its product insulin receptor (gene INSR). NCBI's taxonomy places the organism in Eukaryota, Metazoa, Chordata, Mammalia, Pholidota, Manidae. Gene Ontology annotation, molecular function: insulin receptor activity; phosphatidylinositol 3-kinase binding; insulin receptor substrate binding. The record is from RefSeq and is a predicted model, not a curated record. Gene Ontology annotation, biological process: positive regulation of MAPK cascade; multicellular organism development; positive regulation of kinase activity. The transcript has 22 exons. Gene Ontology annotation, cellular component: axon; insulin receptor complex; membrane. The coding region runs from base 619 to 4722 and encodes 1367 amino acids.